CAAACAAAUACUGUGGGACCAUGAGAUGUUUAUGUUUGAUCGGAUGGGGAGUGAAACAAGCCCUGAAAAGCCAUUAAAGGAAGUUGCAAAGAAACUUGGGGCAGUAUAACUGUAACAAGCAUAACGUGCGAUUCCGCUUGAUUUGUUUCUUUGGUUCUUUUUGUUCACCAGCGGUGAAUUUGAUAGUAUCGGCCCUCUUCUCUUCACCCCGAACAGCUCAAUCGUUUGUGACCAUUCCAGACUACAAGUUUCUUUCUUCAUUCCCGAAUCCCAGUUUUUUUAUUGUACCGGAUCGGAUCCGAGAUUUUUGGUUGAAGAAAAAUGGCUGCAUCGCGGCGUCUCCGAGAAUUGCAAUCGCAGCCGGGGAACAAGAUCUGCGUCGAUUGCUCCCAGAAGAAUCCGCAGUGGGCCUCCGUCUCCUACGGAGUCUUCAUGUGCCUAGAGUGCUCCGGUAAACACCGUGGCCUCGGCGUUCACAUUUCUUUCGUUCGAUCCGUCACCAUGGACUCCUGGUCCGAGAUCCAGCUCCGAAAAAUGGAGCUAGGGGGAAACGAGAACUUCAAUUCCUUCAUGUCUGGAUACGGAAUCUCAAAAGAGACUGAUAUUGUCACCAAGUACAACACGAAGGCCGCAUCGGUUUACCGGAACAGGAUCCAGUCCCUUGUUGACGGAAAGCCCUGGAGGGACCCGCCUGUGGUGAAGGAAACUCUCAAGGACAAGGUUGGCAAUAGCAGUUGUAAGCCGCCCUUGGGUGGUGGGGGUAGAAAUGGAAAUGUUGCUGGCAAUUCAGGUUGGGACAGUUGGGACGACGAUGGAGGGUUUAGCAGCGGGAAUACUCAGAGCAGUAAUAUGCGUAGGAAUCAAACGGUGGGAGAUUUCAGGAGUGGUGCGGGGAAUGGAGGUGGUCCUGCCAGGUCGAGGUCAACUGAGGAUAUCACCCGGGCACAACUGGAGGCCUCAGCUGCGAACAAAGGCAAUUUUUUUGCAAGGAAAAUAGCAGAGAAUGAGUCCCGUCCCGAGGGAAUCCCUCCAUCUCAAGGAGGAAAGUACGUUGGAUUCGGAUCCAGCCCUGGAUUGCCUAGGAAUAACAAUAAUCCUCAAGCGGAUGUGCUUUCUGCCGUUUCUCUGGGAUUUGGUAGAUUAUCAGUGGUAGCUGCCUCAGCUGCCCAGUCGGCUGCUAGCGUGGUUCAGGCAGGGACAAAGGAGAUAGCUUCAAAGGUGAAAGAUGGGGGUUAUGACACCAAGGUAAAUGAAACAGUGAACGUGGUCACGGCAAAAACUACUGAGAUUGGUCAAAGAACCUGGGGGAUCAUGAAAGGGGUACUCUCCUUGGCAUCCCAGAAGGUUGAGGAAUAUACCAAGGAGGGAAACCCCAACUGGAAAAGCGACGGCUGGCAAAGAAAUGAACACGAGAAGAGUGAAACUUACCACCAGGACUCUAAAGGUUGGAAUUCCUCCUCAGCUGUUGUCCCCCCAGCUUCGUGGGAUGAUAACUGGGACAGCAAAGGCAGUAGUCGUAGCAGGAGAGAGGAGACUACAAAGGAAACAAGUGCUGCUGCUGCUGUUUAUAGUGAUGACUGGGCAGGCUGGGAUGAUGGUAAAGAUGAUGAUGUUGCGCAGGAUAGGUUUUACCAAAGUGCACCUGGGAAUCAGCAGCAUGCAGGGGGAUAUAGUGGUAAAUCAGAAGGUAAUUGGGGUGAUGGAGGGUUCAUCUGAACUCUCUCUGUACAAGUUUUCCCUUUCAAAUUUAAUCCCAUCCACAAGUUUUUGUGCAAGGGUUUGCAUUCUGGCUGGAGACUAAAAUUGCUGCCAAUGUGAUGGACCAAUUACUUCCUAGUUCGUCCCAGUUUGUUUGGUAAACAAUGAGAAAAAGGCACAUGAUAUUGAUGAUUGUAUGUCUGUUUGGGAGGAUCAUUGUUCGUGCGAGGUGGGGUUUGGUUUCACUUUUUUUGCCUAAAAAUCAUAUUUGGAUGUCUUGUAUGAUAGUCCCUCCAUUUUUUUUUAUUAUUGAAUUUUUACUGUUGUUAAUGUUACCGGCCUAAAUGACUUGUGCUUUAUUGCAUGUAAUUCAUAAUUGUGGCUUAUAAAAGGGAUACAGUUCUGAAACCAGACCGGAUCUGGAAACGCUUUAUGAAGACUUCAACAAGGAUUAACAUUUGACACUA
Messenger RNA from Cuscuta europaea, 2165 nucleotides. The record is from the annotation of a GenBank genome assembly. NCBI's taxonomy places the organism in Eukaryota, Viridiplantae, Streptophyta, Magnoliopsida, Solanales, Convolvulaceae.